Messenger RNA from Cladophialophora carrionii CBS 160.54, 711 nucleotides. RefSeq lists its product as uncharacterized. The record is from RefSeq and is a predicted model, not a curated record. The coding region runs from base 1 to 711 and encodes 236 amino acids. The transcript has a single exon. Lineage: Eukaryota; Fungi; Ascomycota; Eurotiomycetes; Chaetothyriales; Herpotrichiellaceae.
AUGGCAGGCUGGUUCUACAUCACCUCGGACAUGGACCCGUACCCCAAGAUCCACAUCCCGCACACAUACCCGGAAAAGGGCCACCAUCUCCACCACAUCUCGACCAUCCCCUACGUGGCGCACAACCUGUACUCGAAGUUCCACGACAAGGACCUCGACGCGCACCAGCCCAAGACCGACGUGCGCGAGACGACCCGGAACUUCUACCUGGAAGUCGAGCUCCCGGGCGUCAAGGACCACGCGGAACUCCGGCUCCGGUGGACAAACUCGCGCACUCUCCUCCUGACGAGCAAGACCACCCGGCCUGAAAUCCCAGAGGAGGAAUUGCUGGAGGAGCCCGCGCCGCCGGCGGCAGCAACAACAACUACUACGGCCGCUGACGCCGGGCAGCAGCAGAACGGCGGCGACAUCAUCACCACCGACCCAAAGACGGCACCGCCAGAGCAGAAACCAAAACCGAAGCUGCUGGCUCCUCACCUGACGAUCCACGAACGGCCCAUAGGCGAGAUGAUCCGCGCGUACAACUUCCCUGUCGACGUGGACCGGGACGCCACGCACGCGAAACUGGAGGCCGGGAUCCUUAGGAUUGUGGUUCCGAAGGUGGAGCAUACUCCUCCCGCGACUGACAAGGAUGGGGAGGAGAAGCACUUCCUGCAUGUGCCGGUGAGGAUUCUGGGCCACGGACAUGACAAGGAGCAGAAGGAGAAGUAG